AUGUCUUUUGCUGCAUCUCGCACAUCCUGCAGACCAGUAAUCCUGAAGAGGUAUGCAUCAUCAGCAGACAGUUUCUUGACUGUGCUUUCGAAACUUUGGAAUGCUGAUUGGAAGGCGGACAACAAAGAUGGGAAGCAGUUCGACUCGUGGGUUACGAGGGCCAUGGCACACAAUCGAACGAUGAGUCUAUAUCCCGCUGCUCAAGCAAAUCUGCCAACCGAACACACACUUCCUAUUCGCCAUGCGAACGAUACAUUGCUCUGGCAGUUCUCUGACGCCUCUUACACCAACCAGAAUUUCUCUCUCGACGAGCAUUCGCAACCCCAUCCCAAGCGCCGUCGGUUGGACGGCAAUGAUCUCUGUGAGCGUGAAUCAGGAGGUCAAGAUAUACAAUCAUGGGCACAAAGAAGUGUAGACCAGCGUGGCUAUCAUGGAACUGCAUCUGCCUUAGUCAACUCUUCGGUGACCUUUGAUUCUACAUGGUCUUGCAGCUUAGAAUACGACCACUCUCUUUUAGGCUUCAACAAUCAUGUCACUGUGCCCGGAAGAAGAAACAAUCCCCUAAACAAUCCUCUGGAUGAUGAUGGAAUGAGCGCGGGGUCAUGCUCCGUUCUAGAAGAUCUUGGGUCUGCGUCCCUGAUUACAUCGCAGCGUCCGUCUUCUAGAGCGCGUCAGAUACAAACGCCUAUCAAUCAUGACCAUGGGGUACAAGUUCCUUCUACAGGCACUGCCAAUUGGCCCGCAGUGUACCCAGGAACCUCAUCACACGCUCCUGAUAGUUUUAUUCUAUCCCCAGGUCCCGUAGAUCCAUCUGUCAUUUUUGCUGAGAAGCUUGAAACACCACUGUUAUUGCAGCCUAACGUCCGAAAUGUAGACAAUGACAUUUGCUAUGGCAUGAUCUCAGGUUUCGAGGCCACUUUUCCUUCGACCGCGUUGCCAAAUACUUUCUCCUACAUUCCAGUCGGGAUUUCCAUUGCUGGACAUCCCUACCUGCUGGAAAACCAUUCCGUCGAAGGCUUUUUAGACCCUCGCGAAGCGCAGAUUCUCCAAACCCUUUCGAAGGACGAACAGAUCGACCUAGAACUAGCCAUUUCGGUCCAAUCGGGAACGUCUACGAAACAUACAGUCAAAAGAGUAGUCCGACGGUCCCUGAAUACAAUUAUCUACGGCCCAGCAAGCCUGUCAGACCAAGUUGGCGAGUUCUUGCAAGCUUGCAAUGUCUACUUGCAAGACCCAAUUGGAUGUCACCGGAAUGUUCGGUAUCGCAACCCCCAUCGUUUGUCUAGCUUAGACGAUGAUGGCCCGAUGACAUUCGAUUUCCAAACAACACAGCCUCAGAUACAAUUGACUGACGCUGAUGAUGAAAACGACCUCCUUGAAGCUCUGAACGCUCCAACAGACUUGCCCGAGACGGAGUCGCCGCUACAGCUCGAAACAACUUUACUACAACACCAGAAACAAGCUUUACAUUUCAUGAUUUGUCGAGAGCUAGGUCGGUCCCUAAAAGACGCACGCAAAGACGUCUGGAGCCAGGAAACUUCAGUCAUGUCAACAGUUUACAAAAAUAACAUCACUGGUAGAGCUCAAGCAUAUCCACCUCCCCAAUUUUCCGGUGGUAUCCUUGCAGAUCCAAUGGGCCUUGGAAAGUAUUUGACUGUUAUAUCGCUCAUUGUCAAUGACGUUCUGGCGUCGCAGAGAGGACGGCUUGGGGACUUGGACGGCUCAGCAUCUUUGUCCGAUGCUCAGAACACGACGGACGCAACACUGCUUGUAGUACCACUCCCUCUAAUACCCAUGUGGGAAGAACAGUUUCAGAGACACUGUAAACAAGGAGUACUUGUUGUCCGGCGGCAUCAUGGUCCCAAUCGCAUCACCGAGCUCCUCCAAUUGCAAAGAUCUAACGUCAUAAUUACAACCUAUCAAACUAUCGAAUCCGAAUGGAGGAAGGGAGUAAGCUCGGAGAAGAGCCUACUACUUUCAACUCGUUGGAAGCGACUUGUGCUAGAUGAAGCGCAUUACGUACGAGACAACAGUACCAAUACCUUCAAAGCUGUAUCUUCAAUCAUCGCGAUUUCGCGAUGGGCUGUGACCGGAACUCCUCUUCAAAAUCGGCUCACGGACAUCGCAGCUUUGUUGCAGCUUCUACGCGUCUACCCCUAUGAUGAUCCAGCAUGUUUCAAUUCGGACUUCAUCGAAACGUGGAAAUCGGGACAACCUACUGUGGCUCUCGAACGUCUUAAGCUUCUACUUCGGUACACUCUCCUGCGUCGGUCGAAAAGGACCAUCGAUCUGCCCUCUCGAUCAAACAAAGUUUCUCUAUUGAGAUUCAGCAGCUCGGAGCAUUCGUUUUAUGAGGCAUCUAGAACGAAGGUCGUACGUGCGCUUCAGGAUGCCCUACCAUCUCAUGGAGCUAUGACCUCUCAAACGACCUACCUUAACGUUUUACAGCAGAUCAACGAUCUCCGCUUAAUAUGCAAUCUUGGAGUCCAUCGGCAGUCUGCUUUGAUUCAGAAGCCGAACAAAGCCAUGAUUGGAGAAGGACCCGACUGGAACGCUGCGACGGCCCAAAAGGCUUUUGAAUCCUUGACAGCUGUUGGAGAAGCCUCAUGUGCUCGUUGUGGCUUAGACAUCGAAACAAAUGAGAGCAUGGAGACGGACUUCAUGACUUUGAGAUUGAGUGCUCCCUAUGGUGCUCACCUGUCUCGCUGUCUUAAAGUGAUAUGUUCCAAUUGUGUUCAGCAACAUUCGGAGCUUUCUCGUCAGACAUCAGCAUCUGUAUGCGGCCAUAACCCGUCUUGUCACAUGGUACCUGUGUCUCUGAGUCUAUCUGCGUCUCUGAGUCUAUCUGCAAAUGGCUCUUCUGGCCGAUCAACGCCUUCUAACACGGCUUAUGAGCCACCUCAAGAAGAUCUCCCGACGAAAGUUAGAGCGCUUGUAACGGACUUGCAAAGUCUUUCUCAAGACGUGAAGAGCGUGGUAUUUCCAUACUGGGCAUCGACCCUAAAUUUGAUCGAACGAGGGCUUGAAACCGCUAGCAUUCAGUACGUUAGAUUCGACGGAAAGCUCUCACCCGAAUGUCGACACCUAGUCUUGGAGAAUUUCAGACACGAUCCCAGCAUUACUGUCAUUCUCAUGACCAUCACCUGCGCAGCAGUCGGUCUUGAUAUAACUGCAGCUUCCCGCGCUUAUAUCAUGGAGCCGCAGUGGAACCCAACGGUUGAAGAACAGGCCCUCGCUCGCAUCCACCGGAUGGGCCAGAUGAAGGAUGUGACGACUGUCCGAUUCGUUAUGGAGGGUUCUUUCGAGCAGUGUGUGAUGGAUAUACAGCACAAGAAAAAGGAACUGGCGGAGCUCUUGCUUUCCGAGAAACCGUACCAGGCGGGAAAUGCGAUUGGAAGGCUUCAGUAUCUUCAAUCUUUGCUCAAAUAA
Mytilinidion resinicola is the source of this 3429-nucleotide messenger RNA. RefSeq lists its product as uncharacterized. The record is from RefSeq and is a predicted model, not a curated record. Bases 1 to 3429 code for a protein of 1142 amino acids. NCBI's taxonomy places the organism in Eukaryota, Fungi, Ascomycota, Dothideomycetes, Mytilinidiales, Mytilinidiaceae. Gene Ontology annotation, molecular function: ATP binding; ATP-dependent chromatin remodeler activity. The transcript has 12 exons.